Molecule: messenger RNA, 1772 nt
Organism: Durio zibethinus
Lineage: Eukaryota; Viridiplantae; Streptophyta; Magnoliopsida; Malvales; Malvaceae
Product: protein NRT1/ PTR FAMILY 2.10-like
Biological process (GO): transmembrane transport
Cellular component (GO): membrane
Molecular function (GO): transmembrane transporter activity
Source: RefSeq, a predicted model, not a curated record
AUGGAGAACAAGGGGGACAAAACUACUGAAUUAUCUGAUGGUCAUGAGCCUGAAGCCAUCAACUACAGAGGAAUUAAAGCCAUGCCUUUCAUCAUUGGAAAUGAGACCUUCGAGAAGAUUGGCACCAUGGGGACUAUAUCAAACUUGCUGGUGUAUCUAACGAGUGUGUUCAACAUGAAGAGCAUCACGGCUGCAACGCUUAUCAAUGUCUUCCAGGGCACCUCAAACAUGGCUCCUUUGCUUGGUGCUUUCCUCUCUGACACUUACUUUGGACGUUACAAAACCCUGGCCUUUGCUUCCACUGCCUCUUUCUUGGGAAUGGCUGUUUUAACACUAACAGCGGCAAUCUCCAAAUUCCACCCUCCGAAAUGUUCAACGUCAGAUAUCAGCACAUGUGUUGGACCAACAACCUGGGAAUUAGCCUUCCUAUUAAGUGGUUUCGGCUUCUUAGUCAUUGGAGCUGGAGGCAUCAGGCCUUGUAACUUGGCCUUCGGAGCAGACCAGUUUAAUCCUGCUACCGAAUCCGGUCAGAAAGGUAUCAACAGUUUUUUCAAUUGGUACUACUUCACCUUCACAUUUGCUGUCAUGGUAUCUGCAACUCUUAUUGUCUACAUUCAAACAAGUGUGAGUUGGGCAAUUGGGCUAGGAAUUCCUGCAGGCUUAAUGUUCUUUUCGUGUAUGCUAUUCUUCUUGGGAUCAAGCCUUUAUGUCAAAGUGAAACCUGAGGGUAGCCCUUUAACUAGUGUGGCACAAGUUCUAGUUGCUGCCACAAAGAAGCGAAAGUUGAAGCUGCCUGAUGAACCCAGCCUCUCCCUUUUUAACUAUAUGCCAUACAAUUCAAUCAACUCCAAGCUUCCCCACACCGAUCAAUUCAGAUUGCUUGACAAGUCAGCGAUAAUGAUUCCUGGGGACCAAAUAAAUUCCGAUGGGGCAGCAGUCAACCAAUGGAAACUUUGCAGCAUCCAACAAGUGGAAGAAGUAAAAUGUUUGGUGAGAGUGAUGCCAAUAUGGGCAUCAUCCAUUAUUUUUCUUACUGCUAUUAUCCAACAAGACACCUAUGCAGUUUUCCAAGCACUUCAAUCUGACAGAAGGCUCGGCAAUGGCGGCUUCACGGUACCUGCUGCAUCUUACGCAAUCUUUGCAAUGCUAAGCCUCACAUUGUCGAUUCCUAUAUAUGACCGUCUGAUGGUUCCUUCUCUUCGGAAACUCACUGGCAAACAAGGUGGGAUAACAUUGCUACAAAGAAUGGGAAUUGGGAAUCUUUUAUCACUUAUCACAAUGCUCGUCUCUGGUUUAGUUGAGGAGCAUAGGAGGAAUCUGGCUCUUACUAGGCCAACACUUGGAAUUGCGCCAAAAGGGGGUGCAAUAUCAUCUAUGUCUGCAUUGUGGCUAGUCCCUCAGCUGCUUCUCACAGGAAUUUGUCAGUGUUUCGGUUGCAUUGGUCAUAUUGAAUUUUACUACAAGCAAUUCCCUGAGAACAUGAGAAGCAUUGCUGGUUCUUUCUUCUUCUUAGGCCUUGCCGGGUCUAGUUACCUAAAUGGCUUUCUUGUGUCCUUUAUGCACCAUAUCACUGCAAGAACCAAAGCUGGGGACUGGUUACCUGAAGAUCUUAACAAAGGGAAAUUGGAUUACUACUAUUUCUUGAUUGCUUCUUUAGGGUUCAUCAACUUUAUUUACUUCUUAGUCUGUGCAAAGUGGUACAGAUACAAAGCUGAUGAUGGAAAAAAGCAGACCGAAAAAAUUAUUGUCUGAAAAGACAAGAUUUUACUGCC